Messenger RNA from Eublepharis macularius, 3061 nucleotides. RefSeq names its product minichromosome maintenance complex binding protein (gene MCMBP). NCBI's taxonomy places the organism in Eukaryota, Metazoa, Chordata, Lepidosauria, Squamata, Eublepharidae. Gene Ontology annotation, molecular function: chromatin binding. Gene Ontology annotation, biological process: DNA-templated DNA replication. The transcript has 16 exons. The record is from RefSeq and is a predicted model, not a curated record. Bases 164 to 2077 code for a protein of 637 amino acids.
GCGCCGAGGAGGAGAGAAGCGAGGUAAAGGGAGGACAGAACUCGGCUCGGCCUGGCUGCCUCGGCGGUGCCUCCCCCAGCAGCCAUUGCCCGGCGCGCGGCGUUCUGAAAGCCGGCCUUCCCCACUUUGCGUACCCCAAGCCGAGCCUUAGAAGAACCGGAGGAUGCCGUGCGUGGCCGACUGGCUGAACUGCCCCCUCAGUAUCGUGCAAGACAUCUUCGCGGCUUUAGCUCAAAAUAAUUCAGAUCCUGAAUGGGAGAAAAAAGUAACUGAAUACUUUAGAGAGAAGUUAAAAGAAAACAAUGCAACAAACUGGGUACCUUCAUUGAACGAUGUCCCUCUGCAUUACCUGAAGCCCAGUAGUUUAGUAAAAUUCCGCUGUAUGAUUCAAGAUAUGUUUGAUCCCGAAUUUUAUAUGAAUAUCUAUGAAACAAUUGACACACAUACUAAAUCACAUGUUAUGCAUUUUGGAAAAUACAGAGACAUAGCAGAAUGUGGGCCUCACCAAGAAAUAGACUUAAACCCUUCGCAUGUAGUUACUGCAGAGAGACAAACAUUUUAUUGUGUUCCAGUGCCUGGAGAGUCAGCAUGGGUGAAAGAAGCCUACUCCAGUAUGAGUCAAGCUCGAGUUUGCCCUUCGACAUCUUACACGCCAAGUCGUCAAAAGAGAAGUUAUGAGGAAGAUGAAGAUAUGGAGUUGCAUCCAUCUAAACAGAGGGAACAGCACUUGGGGAGCAUUGCUGAUAUCCAUGGGAGUGGAGAACCAAAGCGAUUAGAAACUGAAGCUUCUGCAACACAUCAGAUGAUAAACUGCUCACCUCCGCUAGAUUUAAAUUUUCCACUCCCAGGAGAGAAGGGUCCUGCAUGUCUUGUGAAGAUGUAUGGAAACUGGGAUAACUUCAAAGUGAAUGAUGUUCUUGAAGUGUGUGGAAUUUUAUCAGUUGACCCAGUCCUGAACAUACUGAACAAUGAAGACAGGGAAAAUUCAUCAUCUCCAGUGGAGUCUAUGGAUUGUAUGGACACAGUAGAAGAACAGAGAGUUCAUAGUCCUCCAGCCUCCUUAGUUCCCAGAAUACAUGUCAUUUUAGCCCAAAAACUUCAGCACAUAAAUCCAUUAUUGCCUGCCUGCCUUAAUGAAGAGGAAAGCAAGAGCUUUGUUUCUAGUUUUAUGUCAGAACUGUCACCAGUCAGAGCAGAGCUUCUUGGAUUUCUUACUCAUGCCUUCUUGGGAGACAGCCUGGCUGCUGAAUAUCUUAUAUUGCAUCUCAUCUCCACAGUUUAUGCAAGAAGAGAUGUACUUCCUCUGGGAAAGUUCACUAUCAACUUAAGUGGUUGUCCAAGAAACAGUGCCUUCACCGAGCACUUAUACCGUAUUAUUCAGCAACUUGUUCCAGCCUCCUAUCGCCUGCAAAUGACCAUAGAGAACAUGAACUGCUUACAGCUUAAGCCUCAUAAGGAUUACACAGCAAAUCGCUUGGUCAGUGGAGUACUGCAGCUGGCAAGCAACACAUCUCUUGUCAUAGAUGAGACUCUGCUUGAGCAAGGACAGCUUGACACACGAGGUGUACACAAUGUGUCAGCGCUGGGCCAUCUGAUAACUUGGCAGAAGGUGGAUUAUGACUUCAGUUACCACCAGAUGGAAUUCCCAUGCAACAUUAAUGUCCUCAUCACUUCAGAGGGCAGAUCACUCCUACCGUCCGACUGUCAGGUGCACCUACAGCCACAGCUAAUUCCCCCCAACAUGGAAGAACACAUGAACAGUCUUCUUACUGCAGUGCUGCCAUCCAUCCUGAAUAAAUUCCGGAUUUACCUCAGCCUGCUGAGACUCCUGGAUUAUAGUAUAUCUGAUGAAGUUACCAAGGCAGUAGAAGAUGAUUUUGUGGAAAUGCGUAAAAAUGACCCUGAGAGUAUCUCAGCAGAUGACCUCCAUAGAACUCUGCUCAUAGCAAGGUUCCUUUCACUCAGCGCUGGACAGACAACAUUGUCAAGAGAGCGGUGGCUAAGGGCAAAGCAAUUGGAGACACUGCGUAAAGCCAGGCUGCAGCAGCAGAAGUCUGUCAAUGGAAAUGAACUCUAAAGCUACAGUAGCUACAUGACUGCCAGAGUAGUCUAAUCAAUAUGGAGCUAGCACUAAAGGAGCUUUUGUUUAUAUUGGAUUUUGUAGAUAAUUUGUACCAGAAAAUUAUAGCUGAUUAUGGCUGUUCUUUUUCAACUUGAACACAGUUUAUGGUGUUCAGUGGGUUAAUACUGAUUACAUAAAGGUUUGGGCUUGUUUUGUAACAGAACAUUAACAAUGGAAAGCGUUUGGUAUUAAACUUUACUACAAAAAUACCAUUAUACUAAAGAACCAGUAUUGUCUUCAUAGGCUGGGGCAUGAAUCUAAAAGAUGGUGGUAAUCCAUCCUGGUUUUCUUUGUAGACUCAAAAUAUAACCUGUAGUACUUACUGUAGCUUCAUAAUUGGAUUGCCUUUAAACAGUGAGAUUCAAGCUAUUUUUUUCCUGCAAACUCUGAUGGCAACUUAAUUGCAAGUAACUGUUCUAACUUGCUAUAAUUGCAGGAAGGCCAUUUUUGGUCUCUUCCACCACUGCAUGGCCAUUUGAGGGUUGGGAAGGCUGUUUUCGGCCUCCUUUGCCGCUGCGGCCGCUCCUCAGGAGCAUUUAAACCCCACGAACCACACAAGGAAGUGCCACAGAUACCUGCUACAAUAUAUUCAUUUAUCUUCUAAACAGUGCUUUUAUUGAGUCAAUAUGCAAAUAUAUUUUAACUCAUUUGUUACCCACCCAAUUAGGUGACAACCUCAGUAUUUACCUUGAGACAUACCAAAGGCAAGUAAACCCAUUUUUUUUCCCCAUGGGAGUCCUUUAAAAUUCUUUUAAUCUACUAGGAGUAACCUGGCAGCUUGCCUCCUGAAAGAGCAAGGCCAAAGCAGUAUGGUCGUCUGCUGAAAGACAACUCCAAAGCAAAGAACAUGGCAAGAUGUCAUAAGAUACUUCUCAAGAAAAGCCUCUCUUUUCAUUCUUCUAGUGGAGAACAAAAUCACAGGCUAAUACUGAUAUCCAU